Molecule: messenger RNA, 2364 nt
Organism: Girardinichthys multiradiatus
Lineage: Eukaryota; Metazoa; Chordata; Actinopteri; Cyprinodontiformes; Goodeidae
Gene: mto1
Product: mitochondrial tRNA translation optimization 1
Exons: 13
Coding region: 156-2216 (686 amino acids)
Biological process (GO): tRNA methylation; tRNA wobble uridine modification
Cellular component (GO): cytosol
Molecular function (GO): flavin adenine dinucleotide binding
Source: RefSeq, a predicted model, not a curated record
AAAGAUGGCAGCCUCCGCAAAGAGCAUUUGUGUAACAUAACUGGAGUUUCACAAUUUUCCGGGAGACGUUUUUCUAAAUUAGUCUUAGUUUCUGUUGAAUUCAACUUACAAAGUAAGCAAAAUAACGAAUUUAUCUUCUGGCUGAUUGGCUGUGCAUGUCUCACAUGUUGACGAAGAAGCUUCCCCCAGUGCAGAGCAUCCUGUUUCUGGUAACCAGGAAGGCCAGUCAACUCUCCAGACAGCGGUACGAUGUCAUCGUGGUGGGUGGAGGUCAUGCAGGAACUGAGGCAGCGGCUGCAGCAGCCCGAGUGGGAGCUGAGACACUCCUGGUCACACAGAAAAUACACACGAUCGGUGCCCUGUCCUGUAACCCGUCUCUGGGAGGAGUAGGUAAGGGCCAUCUGGUGAGGGAGGUAGAUGCUCUGGAUGGGCUAUGCGGCCGUGCCGGAGACUGGGCUGGGAUUUAUUUCUCCAUCCUGAAUCGUAGAAAGGGGCCAGCUGUCUGGGGGCCGAGAGCCCAACUGGACCGCCAGCGCUACCGGGAGUUCAUUCAGGCAGAGCUGCUGUCCACUCCCAGGCUGAUGGUGCAGGAAGGCUCAGUGGAGAAGCUGCUGGUAACAGAUCCAAACCCUGAAGAGCCUGGGAGCCACAGAGUUACUGGGAUACAUUUGGCCAAUGGCAGCCAUCCAAUCUCAGCCUCCUCUGUGGUUCUCACCACGGGUACGUUUUUGUCCGGCUCACUCUUCAUGGGGCAGACCACAUCCCCAGGAGGCCGGAUCGGAGAUGCUCCGUCGAGUACUGGUCUGUCCGAAACGCUAAGGGAGAGGCUGGGUCUGAGGAUGGGCAGGCUGAGGACCGGAACCCCACCUAGAAUUUUAAAAGAUUCAGUGGACCUUUCCCUGGCCAAGCUUCAUCCGCCUGACACCCACCCGGCACCGUUUAGCUUCAUGAAUACUCACACACGCUGCAAGCCUGAAGAGCAGCUGCCUUGCUACCUAACCUACACAACUCCUGGAGUAGAGAGAGUGGUGAGGGAGAGUCUUCAUCUCAACUGUCACAUACAUCAAGACACCAAAGGUCCCAGAUACUGUCCCUCCAUUGAGUCAAGGGUGCUGCGCUUUCCAGGAAGAAGUCACCAGGUGUGGUUGGAGCCCGAGGGGAUGACUUCUGACCUUUUUUACCCUCAGGGUCUAUCCAUGACCAUGCCUCCUGACGUGCAGCUCCGCCUCAUCAGAGAAAUCCCAGCCAUGCACAGAGCUGAGAUCCACACACCAGGGUACGGUGUACAGUAUGACUAUGUGUGUCCCACCCAGCUCAGUCCCGCGCUGCAGGUGAAAAACACUCAGGGACUUUUUCUGGCCGGUCAGAUCAACGGGACGACGGGUUACGAAGAGGCUGCUGCACAGGGGUUGUGGGCGGGGGUCAACGCUGCCCGCUGGGCGUUCUCCCAGCCCCCGGUUGCACUGUCUCGAACAGAGAGCUACAUCGGAGUUCUCAUUGAUGACCUGGUGAGUCGAGGAGUUAAAGAGCCUUACCGCAUGUUCACCAGCCGGGCUGAGUUUCGAACUUCACUGAGGCCAGACAACGCCGAUCUCCGCCUUACGCUGAAAGGAUUUGAGGUGGGAUGUGUGUCCUCUGUGCGCCACGAUGUGGCUCUAAGAGUCAAGAGUAGUCUCCAAGAUGCAAUAGCCUCUCUCCAGGCGCUCACUCUGUCCACAAACAGAUGGAGGAAAAAGCUGCCCGGAAUCAGUGUGAGCGAGAGCAAGAGCAUGCUGAGUGGGAUGGAGUUGCUGCAGUACAAGGAUGUGUCCUUUGAAAUGUUGGCUUCAGUCUUUCCCGAGUGCCUUUCACCAUACAUUGAGCUCUCACAAAGACUCAAAAUAGAGGCUGUGUACAAGCCUCACUGUGACCUAAGCAAGAGAGAGAUUGAGAGAAUUCAAAAGGAGGAGAACAUGUCUCUCCCACAGGACAUCGACUAUUUCACUCUGCCUGUGUCUCUGUCUCAGGAAGUCAGGGAGAUCCUGAACAGAUUUCGACCGAGCACUCUGGGUGCUGCUACCCGUCUGGAAGGCAUGACUCCUGCUGCAGUCGUCACGCUCUUCAACUACGUUCACCUUACGGGGAGAAAGGAGAGAAUGGUGAACAGAAACGAAGCGGACAAUGAGGAAGAAAGAGAAGAGGAUCUGUGCACAAGAAAUGCAUCUUUACCUCAAUAAGAGUAUCUCAGAAUGAAAAAAACCUUAUUUAUUCUUGGAAAACAAGCAAAACAAAAAAUUAUUUCGAGAAUGUGAUCCUUACAUUAUGUAAAAUAGUGUACUUUUUAUUUUAUAAAACAGCUGCAAAAUAAAACAUACAUUACUUUCA